UCAAGAGCUCUCGGUCCUACAAACUGAUAACCCCCAACGCUCAUUACGCUCAUUAUGAUUCUCCAACAGCAGCUGGACUGAUAAGCCACAGUGCCGAUAAUAUUCCCAAUUCCGUUGUCCACAUUCCUAUCGCUGGAUCCUGCGCCGUGAGCAGCAUUCGCAGGCCUCUUGGCCUCCCUCGCACUUAUCAUGGCGGACGAGAAGCCCAACAAAUACGAGGCCCUCCCCAUACCGACCUACGAAGAAGCAAUUGGGUCCUCCUCUCGUCCCUCUGCUACGCACACAUCUGAAUCCUCCGAUCCUGCCGAACGAGAAGGGCUGCUGGGCUAUAACCCGGAAGGCCGUCUCCCCGUGCCAACUCGACGAGCUGGCUAUCGUCCCCCACCCACCGACGGCAGUCCCUCAGUGCGCGACUCCGGAGAGCAUGAGCACGAUUCCUUUCUCAAUCAGCACAAUGAGCGGCGAGACAGCUCCAGCACGGAGGGGGAUGAGGUGCGCCGGGAGAUGGAGGAGAUGGAGAUUUCGGACCCGCCGGCGCCGCGAUCAGCCUGGGGAAAGCGGAUUUCAUCAUUGUCGCAAUCAUUAUCUUCGAUAAACCUGCCGUUCAAGUGGAAGUUUCCGCGGUUCAAAAUUAGAUGGAAGUGGCCGCGCUGCGAUGCGAAUAUGUGUAUAUUUUUGGGAAGAUGUUUUGCGGUCCUACUGGUUAUGGCGGUGGUGUAUCUACUGUUCAUGAGUGAUAUCUUCACGAAUGCGGCACAGAGGAUGAGCGCGCAGGUGUUUGACCCAGAGAGUGUGAGGAUUCAUGUUCAAAGUGUGGUCAGCCCCGGCAGGAUAGAGGAGCAUCUGAGAAAGAUCACGCAAAAUGAUCACUUAGCGGGCACGGAAGGUGAUUACGUGCUGGCAAAGUAUGUGCAGGACUCUUUCCACUCGUCGGGACUGGAGGAUAUACACAUGGAUGAGUUUCACGUCUAUUUAAAUUACCCCAAGGAUGGAGGCAGGAAAAUCGAGAUUUUGAAAGAGGAUGGUAGUGUGCAAUGGUCGGCGAAGGUUGAGGAGGAUCCGAUGUAUACGGAUCCACCAAGGCAACAGACACCCGUUUUUCAUGGCCAUUCGAGAAGCGGAGAUGUUACAGGACCCCUAAUAUAUGCGAAUUACGGGUCGCGAGGGGAUUUUAAGAGGCUCGAGGAUAGCGGUAUUGAUACCCACGGGGCUAUCGCAUUGGUCAGACAUUCUGGAAGUGAGGGAGACGGAGCGUUGAAAGUCAAGGCUGCAGAACUAGCUGGGUUUGCAGGGUGUAUAAUUUACAGCGAUCCAGCGGACAAUGGAUUCCUAAAGGGGGAAGUUGCUCCCAAUGGGAGAUACAUGCCGGAAGGAGGAGUGCAGCGUGGCACUGUGGGCUUGGUGAAUUGGGUGGUGGGAGACAUUCUCACACCUGGGUGGGCAAGCACACAAGGGGCCAAGACGAUUCCGAAGGACAAUAAUCCUGGAUUGGUCAAUAUUCCUAGUAUUCCCAUAUCUUGGGACGACGCUCAGCACUUGCUGCAAUCGAUCAAGGGGUUUGGCCAAGCUUGUCCAGACGAGUGGAAAGGGGGUAUUCCCAAUACCGAGUACUGGUCGGGCAAUCUCUCUUCGCCCAAGGUGCAUUUAGUCAACGACCAAGAUGAAGUAGAGAAACAACCUAUCUGGAACGUCAUGGGUAAAAUACACGGCAUUGAACAGAAGGAGAAAUCUAUAAUCAUUGGCAAUCAGCGCGAUGCUUGGGUCUACGGUGCUGCAAAUCCAGGGUCAGGUACUGCCGUAAUGCUUGAAGUCGCCUCUAUUUUCGGCGAUCUUGUUCAGCGUGGUUGGCGACCACUACGUACCAUUGAGUUUGCUUCCUGGGAUGGCGGGGCAUAUAACCUCAUCGGUUCGACUGAAUAUGUCGAGGGCAAUAUCGAACGCCUCCGGCAAGAUGCAUUUGCCUACCUCAAUGUUGGCACGGGUGUUGGUGGACAGGAGUUCAAAGCAAAGGGGAGCCCGGUGUUCCGAAAAUCUUUACUUCGAGUCCUGGACAGGACAUCAGAUCCUGCGCAAAACGUCACACUCCGUGAACUCUGGGAUCGUCGCGGUGGGGAAUUGGAUGGUCUGGGUGCUGGCGGCGACUACGUUGCCUUCCAAGAUAUCGCUGGCACAUCAAGUCUGGACUUUGGAUUCGAGGGUGAUAGCCCAUACCACUCCGCAUACGACACUUUCGAGCAGGUGGCCCUAGCUGAUCCUGGAUUCCAAUACCACGGUGUUCUCGCCCAAAUCUGGGCGUUACUCAUUCUUGAAUUCAGUGAUCGUCUUGUGCUCCCAUUUGAUAUCUCGGCCUACUCAGCAGCCGCUACAAAAUGGUCUAUUGAUCUCGAAAACUGGGCCGAGAACAAAGGCGCUAAUCAAGAGGGGAAUACACCCUGGAAUGUGGAACCACUUCGGGAGGCAGUACUGCAGUUUGCGAAUGAUGCGAAACUGUUUGAGCAGUGGGAAGUGGAGUGGGAUAACAUCGUGUUAGGAGGCGGUGGUUUCGAAAAUGCGAUUUUGUCUGCCCACAGGCAGAGCCAUAAUACUCGAAUGGCGAAUUUCGAAACGCAUUUGUUAGGUUUGGAGGAAGGCGGCGGGAUACCUAACCGCACACAAUUCAAACAUGUAAUCUUUGGACCGCAGCUCUGGUCCACCGACGAGGCAUACUUCCCUGCCAUUCGCGACACUGUAUUAGCCGGUGAUUGGACAGCAGCGAAGGAACAAGUCGAGAAAGCCGCGGCAAUACUUAAAAGAGCAAGUAAAAAGCUGAUUGGCAAUGUAUGAAUGGUGGUGAGAUGAGUCGUAUAUUUAAUCUUGUUCAAGCGAUUGGGACGGUGCAUGGGUGGCGUUAGGGUAUCAGGCAUUGUAUAACUGUGGUCGGCUUGAACUGUUCAUAUUCCUAGCCCGACAUAUUUUACAGGACAAAGAAUCAACAUUUUCUAUGUCAUCUUUGAUAUCUUAGCUGUCUCCCGACAUUCAAGGCUAAGGAUUGGCAG
This is a messenger RNA of Amorphotheca resinae ATCC 22711, 3035 nucleotides long. RefSeq lists its product as hypothetical. The record is from RefSeq and is a predicted model, not a curated record. Gene Ontology annotation, molecular function: carboxypeptidase activity. The transcript is spliced from 2 exons. NCBI's taxonomy places the organism in Eukaryota, Fungi, Ascomycota, Leotiomycetes, Helotiales, Amorphothecaceae. Bases 190 to 2823 code for a protein of 877 amino acids.